CUUGGGGGUGGGGGCCGGAGCUGUCCGGAGAUGCCGCAGGGGGAGGGUUCUCACGCCGCACGGGGCGGAGUCCUGGGACUCGGGGAGGGACGUGGAACCGGGACGGGUGGGAUCUCCGAGCUGGUGCCACUGGGAGGCGGAGCCCGGCGGCGGGGGGCGGAGCUAGGAGCGUCCGGGGACGGAGCCUGGCUCUUGAAGGAGGAGCUGGAGGAGGUGAAAGGCGGAGCCUCGGGGUCGGAAGCAGAGGGGGACGGAGCGCAGCCGCUGGGGGCGGGGCUUCAGCCGGUGAGUGGCGUGGCUACGGCUCCGGAAAAGGGGUCUAGUUCUGUCGAAGGCGGGGCUGCAGGCCCGGGGGCGGCACCGCGUCCUCCGAAGGGCGGUGCCAAGGAGCCAAGUGAGGAGCCUGGCCCGAGUAAUGGCCCCGGGCGUCCUCGCGGGGGUGGUCUCCGUGGUGGCCGGGCUUGGGGACGCCGUAGGCCGAGAACUCCACCGGGAGAGGUGGUGUGGGUGGAGCGGGCUCGGCGGCCAGCAGACACAGGGCCAGUCUGGGUGCCCCGGAGACCCCCAAGGGCUCAGAGUUGGGGCGGCGCCCCGGGCGGAGGCACAGGGCCAGGCUGGGGGGUAUCUCCCGAGGACCCGGGCUCCUCGGAACCACCCAGUGGGGAUGUGUGGGUGCCUCGGGGCCGGCCCCCUGCAGCGGCCGCAGAGGUGUUGGUGUGCUGGGCCGGGGGCAGCUGGGUGUGGCGUGAAUGGGGCCGCCCAGUCGGGGCAACUGCAGUGCAGCCAGAUAGGGUCUGGACUUUGCGUAAAGGGACAGGCGGGAACUGAAGAGCGGAGGUGGGGACUGGGAGGGAGGGAAGGUAU
Messenger RNA from Nomascus leucogenys (northern white-cheeked gibbon), 864 nucleotides. Its product is annotated as translation initiation factor IF-2. Bases 31 to 828 code for a protein of 265 amino acids. The record is from RefSeq and is a predicted model, not a curated record. The transcript has a single exon. Lineage: Eukaryota; Metazoa; Chordata; Mammalia; Primates; Hylobatidae.